AUGUCUAUGGCGUCUUUUGUUGUACCCGGGAUUUCAAGUUCUCAACUUUCUAGUCAAAAUCAGCAAAAAAGUGCAAGUAAAUGGGUUUUCCAUGGUGGGGUUUCUGUUAAAAGUCUCAAGAUAAUGAUGCAUGUGGUCGAUCACAAUCAAAAUCAAAUGGGUCGUGGUAGUGGUGGUGGUGAUGUCUCCCAUGGAUUGCAUAAGGAUUUGGGCUCCCUUCCAAGGCCAUUAUCCAUAACAGACAUUGUGUCUGCUUCGGAUAGUCUUGCGAAAGUUCGAAUAUCGUAUAAGGGGAUACCAGGAUCAUACAGCGAGGACGCCGCACUCAAAGCUUACCCCAAUUGUGAAACAAUCUCAUGCAGUGAUUUUGAAGAAGCUUUUAAGGCUGUUGAGUUGUGGCUGGCUCACAAAGUUGUCAUUCCGAUUGAAAAUACGUCUGGUGGAAGCAUUCAUCGGAACUAUGAUUUACUUCUUCGUCAUAGGCUUCAUAUUAUCGGUGAAGUGCAGUUGGCUACUAACCUCUCCCUUCUAGCUCUACCUGGUGUCAGAAAAGAGCACCUUAAACGCGUUUUAAGUCAUUCUCAGGCAUUUGAAUUAAGUGAUACUUUCCUAAAUAAUUUAGGAGUUAGCCGAGAAAAUGUCGAUGAUACGGCUGGUGCUGCUCAGAUUGUAGCAGCAAAUUUUCUGUAUGAUACGGGUGCCAUUGCAAGCAUUCGAGCAGCCGAAAUCUAUGGGCUUAAUGUACUUGCAGAAAGUAUCCAGGACGAUUCAGAAAUCAUCAGUCGAUAUCUUGUGCUUGCGAGGGAUCCAAUAAUUCCAAAAGCCAAUAAGCCUUUUAAGACAAGCAUCGUGUUUACACUGGAUGAAGGCCCUGGGGUUCUGUUUAAGGUUUUGGCCUUAUUUGCAUUGAGGGACAUAAAUUUAUCGAAGAUUGAAAGUCGUCCUCAAAGAAAUCGUCCAUUAAGAGUUGUCGAUGACUCCAACACUGGCAAUGCCAAGUACUUUGAUUACCUUUUCUAUAUCGAUUUUGAGGCGUCGAUGACCGAGUCUCGAGCGCAAACCGCAUUAGAACAUCUGCAGGAAUUUGCCACAUUUCUUAGAGUGCUUGGAUGCUAUCCUAUAGAUACAACUAUAUAG
This is a messenger RNA of Lathyrus sativus (Indian pea), 1137 nucleotides long. The record is from the annotation of a GenBank genome assembly. Lineage: Eukaryota; Viridiplantae; Streptophyta; Magnoliopsida; Fabales; Fabaceae.